AUUUGCGAGUGAAGCAUUUGCGCUGGUGCAUCGAUUGUGUUUCAUAUCCUAUACUAAUACUUUUCCUUACAACAUGAUGAAUUCGAUGGGAAUGCACAUGCAACAGCCAGGAGUAGUUCCAGUAGGACCUGGAGGACCCGUCGGGAUUCCCGCCCCAGUAGGUGGUGUUGGUGUUUCGCCGGUCAUGAUGCAGUCCCCUCAAAUGCAGCAGCAGCAACAGCAGCAUGCAGCGCAACAACAACAGCAGCAAGCGCAAGCCCAGCAACAACAGGUCCAGCAAACAGAUAAAGUUGACAAUAUUUCCAAGGUUAAGAGCCUGGUGGUUCCAAUGAGGGAAGCACUAACGACAACGAUCAAAACAGCUGCCCAGUUACUGCAGCAGAAUAAUCUGAACGAUGUUGGGACGAAAGGAGGAGACAUGAAUGCUACCGGCUUAAGAUUUGAUAAACACCUGGAGGAAUUCUACUCAAUUUGUGACCAGAUAGAGUUAAACCUAAAAACUGCAAAACUUUGCAUGCAACAAGGUGCGUCUUCACAGCAGUAUCUGCCUAUUCCGGUAGCGCCGACCCAACCUAAUCCGGCCGAAACAAAUGCUCUCUCCUAUAGCCAAUACUUGGAUGUGGUGAAAAUACAGAUAGGAUACGCAAAGGAUAUACACGACACCCUUAUUUGUGCGGCCCAAAAUAUUUCCCCCAGCGAAUGAUAGAACUCGAACGAAUGCCUGUGAUAUGUCGACAAAAAUAUGAAUAAGUUUGGGUAAAAUAAUCUUCUAUCACAUAAUUCAAUAUGGCAAUAAAUUAUCAAAC
Toxorhynchites rutilus septentrionalis is the source of this 806-nucleotide messenger RNA. It is a transcript of the gene ix, whose product is annotated as mediator of RNA polymerase II transcription subunit 29. Bases 74 to 703 code for a protein of 209 amino acids. Gene Ontology annotation, biological process: regulation of transcription by RNA polymerase II. Gene Ontology annotation, cellular component: mediator complex. Gene Ontology annotation, molecular function: transcription coregulator activity; transcription factor binding. NCBI's taxonomy places the organism in Eukaryota, Metazoa, Arthropoda, Insecta, Diptera, Culicidae. The transcript is spliced from 3 exons. The record is from RefSeq and is a predicted model, not a curated record.